AUGGAUGACAAAAUUUGUAGAACGUUCAUUGCUUUAAGUAAUUCGUUUUCCAAUAAGUUGAGCGCAAGUGGAGACUAUCAAUUUACUAUGAAUGAAGGAAUUUUUAAUAAUUAUUGUACUAGUAACACAUGCAGUAGUAAUCUCGAAAAAAUUAAUGCUGGAUGUUUAUAUUUGUUUGAUGCAUUCUUUAAGGAUUCUUCUGUGUUUGAGUCUGUUGCAAAAAGUAACAUAAAUAUUGUUGAAUAUAUUAUGAUGUGGUUAAGUUAUGUGUUAAACCUAAUCAAAAAUGAACAAGGCAACAGCCUAGAAUAUUUUUAUAAUACAUAUAUAAAUAAUGAUAAGUAUAAAAAGUCUAUAACUGCUGUUACGGGGUAUAAUAGUUAUAAGGAUCUUAUAGAUCAAAAAAAAUAUUUUUUGGGUAUGGAUAGUAAUAUUAUAUUUAAUUUUUAUGAAGCGUUUAAAUUAUUAUGUGAAAUGUAUAUUAAUUUUGAUGAUACGACAUUAUAUUGCUCAACCUGUUCGAAAAAUGCUAAUAAAUUUGUUGAUAAAUAUAAAGAAAUGAAUCAAAACUCUGUUAUUAAUAGUAAUAGUUCCUAUAAACAACUAUUGUCUACUUUAUCAAAUGAUUAUAAUAAUUUUAAAAAUUAUUGUACUAGCAAAGGUGGUAAUUGUAAGGAUAUUCCAUCCCUUCCAUCGAUAGAAACAUCAAAAAUUACUGCAAAUUUACCUGAACAAACUAAAAAAACUUUUGAACCAACUGUAAAAAGUUAUGAACAAACUUCUGCACAAACAUCUGAAGUUACAUCAUCAAGUUUGUCGAUAGGAAACAAAUUAUUUACAGUUUUAUCGAUAUUUGGUGCAAUAGCAUUUUUUUUAGGAAUUUCUUAUAAGUAUUCGUUAUUUGGAUUUCGGAAACGAUCUCAAAAACAACAUUUAAGAGGAAAGUUAAAAAAAAUAAAGAAGAAAACUGAUCGUUAA
Molecule: messenger RNA, 978 nt
Organism: Plasmodium berghei ANKA
Lineage: Eukaryota; Apicomplexa; Aconoidasida; Haemosporida; Plasmodiidae
Product: BIR protein
Exons: 3
Coding region: 1-978 (325 amino acids)
Source: RefSeq, a predicted model, not a curated record